GCACCUAUAAAUUGCAACGCGCUCCUCCUCCAUUGUCUCCCUCUGGUUCAAAACUUUCCCACACUUUUCUCUCUUUCCAUUUUCUGUUCGGUUCGAUCUUUUCGGCUAGUGUUAUACAAAUGUCUCUAAGCAUGACGCACCAGCUAGGGGCCCUAGCCGGAACACCGAUUACGAUUGAGAACGGCACCAUACCCGGAGAGUCAACGCAGACGUUAAGUUUAGCGUCGGUGUGGAAGUCUCCGAUGUCGAAUCUCAGGUGCAGGGCCCAAAACACUGACAUCUUCGACGCGUUAUCUCCGCCAGUGAGCCCUUGCCGGUCACCAAUUCUAGGGGCUACCCGGCCGGAUCUGUCGGUGGCCUGCCGUGCGUUCGCGACGGAGCUGGAAGCACCAGCGAUGGAGGCUCCGGCGAGGGUGUACAGGGAGGGGGGUGUGCAGGACAAGGGGAAAGGGGUGCCGGUUUACGUGAUGAUGCCUCUGGAUAGCGUGACGAUGAACAACACGGUGAACCGGAGGAAGGCAAUGAACGCAAGCUUGCAGGCUCUGAAGAGCGCUGGGGUUGAGGGAGUGAUGAUGGAUGUGUGGUGGGGUUUGGUGGAGAGGGACGCGCCCGGUGCAUACAAUUGGGGCGGCUACACCGAGCUCCUCGAGAUGGCCAAGAAGCACGGCCUCAAGGUCCAGGCAGUCAUGUCGUUCCACCAAUGUGGCGGAAACGUCGGUGACUCCGUCAGCAUCCCUCUGCCCAACUGGGCUGUGGAAGAGAUUGACAGAGAUCCAGAUCUUGCAUACACCGAUCAAUGGGGGAGGAGGAAUUAUGAGUAUGUUUCACUAGGCUGCGACAACCUGCCUGUCCUUAAGGGUCGGGCGCCUGUACAGUGUUAUGGGGACUUCAUGCGUGCCUUCAGGGACAAUUUCAAGCACUUGCUCGGGGACACCAUCGUGGAAAUCCAAGUUGGAAUGGGUCCUGCAGGGGAGCUCCGAUAUCCUUCGUAUCCAGAGCAGAAUGGGACAUGGAUUCCAGGAAUAGGUGCUUUCCAGUGUUAUGACAAGUAUAUGCUGAGCGGCUUGAAGGCUGCUGCUGAAGCUGCUGGUAAGCCAGAAUGGGGUAGCACAGGCCCCACCGAUGCUGGCCACUACAACAAUUGGCCGGAAAAUACCACAUUUUUCAGAAAAGAAGGUGGAGGUUGGAAUGGCCCUUAUGGUGAAUUCUUCCUGAGCUGGUACUCCCAGAUGCUCCUUGACCACGGCGAGAGAAUACUUACAUCAGCCAAGUCUAUCUUUGAGAAUACAGGUGUAAAGAUUUCUGUCAAGGUUGCAGGCAUCCACUGGCACUAUGGAACUCGGUCCCAUGCCCCUGAGCUCACUGCCGGAUACUAUAACACUCGAUUCCGAGAUGGUUACCUUCUUGCCCAGAUGUUGGCGCGUCAUGAUGCUGUAUUCAAUUUUACUUGCAUUGAGAUGCGUGAUCAUGAGCAGCCGCAGGAUGCCCUUUGUGCACCUGAGAAACUUGUUAGACAAGUGGCUUUGGCUACACAGAAAGCACAGGUCCCGCUUGCUGGGGAAAAUGCAUUGCCUCGCUACGAUGAAGAUGCACAUGAGCAGAUCCUACAAGCAUCCUCCUUGAAUAUAGACAGCGAUUCAAAUGAGACAGAGAUGUGUGCAUUCACAUACCUGAGAUUGAAUCCGCAGUUGUUUCAGGCGGAUAACUGGAGGCGGUUUGUGGCAUUUGUGAAGAAGAUGAAGGAAGGAAAGGAUGAUCACAGGUGCUGGGAACAGGUGGAGCGGGAAGCCGAGCAUUUUGUGCAUGUUACCCAGCCUUUGGUGCAGGAAGCUACUGUUGCUCUUAUGCACUAAGAAUUUUAUAUCAAAGCCAAGGGGACAGAACAAGUUCAUAUAUUAUAUAUAGAUUGGCAAAUAAUGGUGUCUUCUUGUUCGUCUUCUAUAGCUCUUCUUUUUAUAUACAGUGGCUAUGGAGUUGUAUGAUGUUGUAUUACAAGAUGGGGGUUAUAGGGUUCA
Molecule: messenger RNA, 2015 nt
Organism: Juglans microcarpa x Juglans regia
Lineage: Eukaryota; Viridiplantae; Streptophyta; Magnoliopsida; Fagales; Juglandaceae
Product: beta-amylase 1, chloroplastic-like
Biological process (GO): polysaccharide catabolic process
Molecular function (GO): beta-amylase activity
Source: RefSeq, a predicted model, not a curated record